Messenger RNA from Aspergillus tanneri, 918 nucleotides. Its product is annotated as DUF3431 domain-containing protein. The coding region runs from base 1 to 918 and encodes 305 amino acids. The transcript has 2 exons. NCBI's taxonomy places the organism in Eukaryota, Fungi, Ascomycota, Eurotiomycetes, Eurotiales, Aspergillaceae. The record is from RefSeq and is a predicted model, not a curated record.
AUGCGAGCAAUUGAACGUCUUAGUGCAGCUGCCUGUCUCCUUCUCACUGUGUUGUGGGUCGUUAGCGAAUUAAGAACCAUCCAGUCUCGAUGGCCGGGGUAUCUGGUCUUUAAUAGGACCAGUCUAACUCGCUUUAAAACAACGCCCACACACCCAAAAUCAUCUUCAGCGAGACUAAAACGUCCUUCGAUAUCCGAUCUUGUACCAUCGCGGGAAGAAGGAGUUGGUUCAUUGCAAACAGCAGUCGACGACGUGGGUAGCAAAGAUGUCAUGUUGACUGAUCGUCUUAUUGUAGUGGGAAAGAUGAAGCAUGAGAAAACAGACUGGGUCAGUAAUGAGUUACCUGAAUGGCGACGUGCCAUAUACACAGUGGAUAAUCCUACAGCACCACUCCGGGUGGCCAAAAACAAGGGCAGGGAGAGCAAUGUGUAUCUACAAUAUAUCAUUGAUCACUAUCAUAACCUCCCUUCGACCAUUGUGUUUCUUCAUAGCCAUCGCGACGGCUGGCCCAGAGCGUGGCACACCGAGUUUGCAGAUCACAGCAAUGUGGAAACCAUCAAAUUGCUACAGAUUGAUUUUGUCCAGCAAAAGGGUUACGUAAACCUUCGUUGCAACCCCAACCCUGGCUGUCCUGAUGAAAUCCGCCCAUUUCGCCAGCCCAGAGACGAGUCACGGUUAUCUGAGAUCGCGUUUGCCGAUGCUUGGAAAGCUCUCUUCAACAAUACCGAUGUUCCAGAAGUUGUCGCGACGCCCUGUUGUGCCCAGUUUGCGGUAUCAAGAGAUCAGGUGCUGAAGCGUCCACGAAGUAGUUACAUUCAAUAUCACCGAUGGAUUAUGGAGACAAGCCUAUCGGACGACAUUACCGGACGUGUAAUGGAGUACAUGUGGCAUAUAAUAUUCGGGCAGGAUCCUGUUUAG